Myripristis murdjan (pinecone soldierfish) is the source of this 5197-nucleotide messenger RNA. Its product is annotated as desmoglein-2-like. The record is from RefSeq and is a predicted model, not a curated record. Gene Ontology annotation, cellular component: plasma membrane; desmosome. Gene Ontology annotation, biological process: homophilic cell-cell adhesion. The transcript is spliced from 14 exons. Lineage: Eukaryota; Metazoa; Chordata; Actinopteri; Holocentriformes; Holocentridae. Gene Ontology annotation, molecular function: calcium ion binding. The coding region runs from base 209 to 3523 and encodes 1104 amino acids.
ACAACCUCCCUCUCAGCCUGCUAUCAGCUUGUGAGCAAUCAAACUGGGAGAGGCGCCGCCCAUGUAGGCAAUGUAAUGUUUUAGAGAAACUUCUCCGGUCUAUCAAAAAGGGUCAAAGUCUCGUCGAAACCCUGAGCAGGCAGCAGUUUGACUCCGGCUGCGGAUAUUUCACUGCGACAGGAUUUACAAAGUUUAUAAUUCAGCCCAAAUGGCCCCUGUGUCCAAGCACAGCAUUGUUAUAUUGUUGCCGUUCUUCCUAUCGCACCUCAGUGUCCUGGCAGAAGGAAGGGGAAGUGUGCUAAGCAGACACAAAAGAGAAUGGGUCAUUCCUCCUCCGAAACUGAAGGAAAAUGUUGAUUACACCACGAGGGACCAUAUUGCCAAAAUUCGUUCUGAUGUGGAGUACAAGGCAAAGGUGACCUAUUCACUACUAGGGCCUGGUGCUGACCAAGACCCUAUUGGUUUAUUUACUGUCAACGCUGAUUCAGGUCUGGUGAGAAUCAAUGGCAUUCUGGACAGAGAGACGACUCCCUUAUACAAAUUACUAGGUGUGGCAAAAUACAACAAUGGAAGCCGUGCUGAGAGGGACAUUGAGCUUCAAGUUAUCGUUUUGGAUGAGAACGACUGCCCACCGGUGUUUAAAAAAGGCCAAAUUGGAUCUGUGAAUGAAUCUAGUGCAGCAGGGACUUAUGUCAUGAAAGUGUUUGCCACUGAUGCCGAUGAACCUGGCACACCCCACUCUGAGAUCUACUACAGCAUUGUGGAGAAGACCGCCUCAGACAGGAUGUUCUCCAUCAACUCUCGCACUGGAGAGAUCACGGUCCGUCAGACCGGCCUAGACAGGGAGACACAACAGACCCAUCACUUGACCAUACAAGGCGCAGACAUGAAUGGACAGGGUGGAAAUACAGGAACGGGAGAAAUUGUGAUCAACCUCCUGGACAUAAACGACAACAUUCCCACACUGGAAAAUGAAGUGUAUGAAGGGAAAGUGGAGGAGAACACCAUCAAUGUGGAGGUGAUUAGGAUUAAAGCCGUUGACCUGGAUUUGAUGUACACAGACAACUGGCUGGCUGUUUUCCACAUUAUUUCAGGGAAUGAAGCAGGCUACUUCAGCAUCACUACUGACUCUAACACCAACGAGGGCAUUAUCAUGAUUCAUAAGCCCCUGGACUAUGAGGAACUAAAAGUGAUCAAUCUGAUGGUGACAGUUUCCAACAAAGCAGAGUACAACUUUGGUGCUGGGACUGUUGUUCCAGGGAUAGACAUAACCCAAAAGCCCUACCCUAUUAAAAUCAAUGUGAUCAACCAAAAGGAAGGCCCCCGCUUCCACCCAGCUGUCAAGGUGGUGACUAUCUCUGAGGACAAGAGCACAGUCUCCAUCAACAAGGUUAUCACCAACUAUGCUGCCAUUGAUAGUGACACCUUACAGAUUGCUACCAAUGUCAGGUAUGCCAAAAUACAUGAUGCUGACAACUGGUUGAUUAUUGAUGAAAAAACAGGAGAUAUCAAACUGAAUAAGCUUCCUGAUCGAGAGUCCAAGUUCUUGAUCAAUGGAACAUAUUUUGCCAAAAUUAUAUGCAUCACCAAUGAGUUACCCUCCAAAACUGCCACCGGGACCAUAGCCAUUCAGGUGGAGGACUUCAAUGACCACUGUCCGACACUGACCACAACAACUCAGACUAUGUGUGAUGGAGACAAUGUGGUGUAUGUCACAGCCAUAGAUCAAGAUGAGUUCCCCAAUUCAGCACCAUUUCAUUUCAGCGUGAUUAAUGAGAAAAGCGAUGGGAAAUGGACAGUGGAGCAUCUCAAUGACACCACAGCCAUUCUUCGAGAUCAUGCCAACUUGUGGCCGGGUACCUACAAAGUGGCUGUGGAGAUCAGGGACCAGCAAGGAAAGUCAUGCGCUAAUGUCCAGGAGAUGGAUGUAAUUGUGUGCACCUGUCAUGAAGAUACCAAAACCUGUGUGGCACGUAAGACAAGCAGUUCCAGUUUCGGAGCUUCAGGCAUCCUGCUGCUUCUCCUGGGGCUGCUGCUGCUUCUGUUGGUGCCACUCCUGCUGUUGUUCUGCCUGUGUGGAGGUGCAGCGGCUUUGGGAAACUUCAAGCCCAUUCCUUUUGAGGCCAAAGAACAGCUGAUUUCUUAUCACACCGAGGGACAGGGAGAAGACAAGGAAGUUCCUCUCCUACAAGCUCCAUUAGAAGUCAACCAUGGGAUAACCACAACUGUGGAUGUCAACAGCUACGGGGGGGCAGGGGUCCAUGGAGGACUUAUAGAGGGAGCAACAGCUCUUGGGGGUGCAGCAGUAGGUGGUGGUUUAACUUCUUCCGCCUUUCUGACAACAGAAAACAUGCACCUAUACAAACAUGGUGAGCAAAUGGAGGUGGAUGGCAUGGGCGGGGGGAUGAUGACAGGACGAGAUCAACACUUCUCCAGAUACAGAGCUGGGGUGCUUGAAGGCAUUGCCCUAACUGAUGAAUUCCUUGAGGAGUACUACUCAAGUAAAGCCAACCAUGCUGCAAUGCAGUCCCAGCAGAGGGAUGCUCUUCUGGUCUAUGACUACGAGGGUCAGGAGUCUCUGGCAGGCUCAGUCGGCUGCUGCAGCCUCCUGGAAAAUGAUGAUGACCUUGAGUUCCUCAAUGAUCUUGGACCAAAGUUCAGAACAUUGGCAGAGAUUUGCAGUGGGUCAGCUUUGGUCACCGAGUCUGUCAAUUUAGGGGCAUCUGUCCCUCCACCCAGACCCGUGUCUCCUGCCAAGCCCUCCACAUCCAGCCACACCCAUGUCCACACCCACACAGAAACGAUUAGGGACAGGGACCAUGUCAACAUCAACACCCUCAACACUUCCAAUGUAGCUUCUGGUUCCUCUACCAUCAUCCAGGAGAAGCGGUUCAGUGAGAGAGGCCAGGGAUCAGCCCCGAUUCCCAAGGUACAUGUCCAGGACAACAUUGUGAUUCCCAGUCAGACACUGCUCAUCCAACAGCCCACUAUGUAUUACGCUGCUACACCCAUGUAUGUAGUUGAGCCCAAGCCCCAGAUGGUCCUUGUUGGAGGCGCAACCCAGCAUGCAGUGGGUCAGGUGGGGCUCAGUCCAGGGCUGGUGCAGGUUGGAGGUAUCCAAGGUUCCCAGGGUCUGGUACUUGUAGAGGGGCAGGUGGGAGUGGGUGGAGUAGCAGGCCAGAUUGCUCCAGGCUUUUCACAAGGAAGCAUCUCCAGGUCCAAGCAGGUGUUGGUGGUAGAGAAUGGGUCAGCAUCCUCUGGUGUAGGGAGUGCUACAGGCUUAACACAGGCCAUUCUCCAGACAGGACAGAUGUCCUCAGAGCAGGGCUUGGAGGUUAGAGGUCAUGGUGCACAGAUGACAGGUCAAAGUGUUUCACUGGGUGCUAGCUCCCAGCGUGGUUCUGCAGGGUCAGAUGAUGACAUUCUCCUGACUGCCACACCCAUGGUAGAAGGCAGCCAAACGGUUGUUGUUCAACAUAAGAAGGUCUCAGUCACUGAGAGAAAUAUUGAAACAAGAGCAUGACACUAGAACACAGCCUCUUUUGGUUAGAAUGUGCUCAGACACCACACCCAUUGAAUGACUAAUCCAACAUUGUGUGUGCAAAGGAAAGCAUAGUUUUGACUUAACACUAUAUGAACUGCACACAGCUCAAAGUGCAAUAUGUCCUCCCCUAAUGCCGCUAUUUAUAGAUGCUGAGUUUGCAUAUGGUAGGCCAACUGAAUACAGGAUCAUCAUGACCUUAAAAGUUGUCUAAACAUUCCUUUCAAACUAUCUGUGGAGACACUAAUACAGUAAAAUGUCCCUGAAAUAGUUAGCAAAAUGCUUCUUAAUGUCACAGAUUUGUAAUUUCUAAGUAGAAUACACCUGUAAACUAUUUUUUUGAAUUCUCACUUGGUUAUGAGAUGUUCAAUAAAAUACAUGGAAAUUGGUGAGAUAUUUUUCUAGUUCCUUCUAGUGUGUUCCUAAAUUUUACAGACUGAUAAAAAAAAAAAUAAAUAAAUAAAAAACUUUUAGAAUGUACUACAUGUAAAGCUCAUGUUUUGCUGUCACUUUACAUUUUCAUUUACAUCUUUUAUUUCCAAAAAAUCUGAUUUUUUUUAUUCCAAAAAUCAGACUAACUGUAAGACUUAUAUAAUCUUUGUAAAACCAGAUAAAAAAUAUUGUCAUCCUGGCAUUGUGAUGGAAAUUUGGAGUGCAGUGGACAUUAGGGCUUGAUGCAUUGUAGCCCCAAUAUGCAUAAAGGGAAUGUAAAAAGAUGGAGAGGCAAUAUAAGUAAAACAAACAUUUAUAGGCAGUAGUUAGGAAUUGCAACGAUGUUGUCUGGGUUGGGUCUGCUUCUACACAAGUUGAUGACAUAGCCCUCAAACCAUUACAGUGGCCUGUAAUUAACACAGAUUUUUUUCAUAGUAGAAACGACCAAGCUAGUUCAUCAGAACAGAGAUCAGAUUUUAAAAUAUAUGUUUAAAUGACAAGCAUAACCACAGUCACACUGGAAUCAGAUGGAAGAAUCUCAGGCAAUAAUUUGGAGAGUACAAAAAAAUCCAGUCCAGUAAACACCAACAAAGCCAGUUCAUAUUAUUACAUGUAUGGACCCGGACUUUAAACACAAAGAUUCAGUAUUCUGAACACACUGUAUUAUAAAUGUUGUGGGGAAGUUACUUGUGGUGCAUUGUGUAAAAUGGAGAUGAAUAGCUUUAAUCUUGUUGUCUUUAAUCUUGUCUUAAAUUGUACUGCUGACCUCUGGAUUAUCUGGAGGGAAAAUGUUGGCUGAACUGACAUUUGUUUAUGGACGGGUGUUGCUUGUGUGACAAUUGUGGGCCACACAGAUGCUGUGUGUGUAUAUUCCUGUAUGUUGUUGUUUGUAUGAGUUUCAUAAAUUGUGUUAUCACAAGGCCCAGUGUUGACUCUAAAAGAUUCCCAAAGCUCUUUGUACCAAAGCUAGAUUAUUGGGGUAUGGUAUAUGUGGGUAUUUGGCUGGUUUAAUAAAAGAUUGACUUGCCAAGCACUGAUAAUACUUUGUAGAGAGACAUUGCUUGACAUUGCUGUUUUUACUAUUUUUUUAAAUUAAUCCUCAGCAGUCUAAUAUGUGUAUAUAGCAUGUAUGACUUUAGAUGUGGCUUGCCAAUCAAGAUUUUUUUUCAACUGAUUUUCAGAUUUUGCACUUUUUGUCAUAAUAAAGUUGAAUGGUUGACAACC